Molecule: messenger RNA, 792 nt
Organism: Capronia coronata CBS 617.96
Lineage: Eukaryota; Fungi; Ascomycota; Eurotiomycetes; Chaetothyriales; Herpotrichiellaceae
Product: 6-phosphogluconolactonase
Exons: 1
Coding region: 1-792 (263 amino acids)
Biological process (GO): carbohydrate metabolic process; pentose-phosphate shunt
Molecular function (GO): 6-phosphogluconolactonase activity
Source: RefSeq, a predicted model, not a curated record
AUGGGCAAGCAACCCAACCUCUACAGUUUUCCCACCGUCGACGAAGUCGCGGCGCACCUGCGCACCUACAUUCUCGCGUGCCAGAAAGCCGCCCUGUUGCGUCACGAUGCUUUCAAGAUCGCCGUGUCCGGAGGCAGUCUACCUGCGACACUGACCAAGGCGUUGCUGGUGGCUGGCGAGGACGAAGACAGCGGCCCCCAAUUCUCCAAAUGGCACAUUUUCUUCGCCGACGAGCGGGCCGUGCCUCUCGACCACGAGGACAGCAACUACGGUCUGUUGAAGAAGGACCUCUUGGACAAGAUCCCCGAGGAAAUGGGCAAACCGCAGGUCUACCCCAUCGACAUCAAAUACCUGAACGAGACACAAGAGCUGGCCGACAAGUAUCAAGAAGUUCUGAUGGCCAGCUUUGCCCAGAAGGAUUCGGUCAGGCUGCCCGUCUUCGACUUGAUUCUCCUCGGCUGUGGCCCGGAUGGACAUACCUGCAGCCUAUUUCCCGGACACGAAUUGCUGCGCGAAGCCGACGCCUGGGUCGCCGCCAUCGAGGACAGCCCCAAGCCCCCGCCGCGACGAAUCACGUUGACGCUCCCGGUGGUGACGCAUGCUCAUAAGAUCGCAUUCGUGGCCACUGGCGGCGGCAAGAAGGAGAUUUUGAAGAAGAUCCUCGAAGCCGACGACGAAGGUCGAAGUCUGCCCUGCGGGCUCGUCAAUGAAGCCGCCGGCGAGAAAGUCAGCUGGUUUACAGACCGCGCGGCUGUGGAAGGAGUUGCUUUUCCCAGGAGGGGAAGUUUGUGA